AUGAUCAAGCAAAUUCCAAAAUAUGCAAAGUUUCUUAAGGAUCUCUGUGUGCAUAAGAAGAAGUUGAAGGGGAAUGAAUUGAUCAGCUUGGGAAAGAAUGUAUCUGCUCUUAUUCAACCAGUUCUCCAGAAAUGCGAAGAUCCAGGAGUGUUUACAGUACCUUGUGAGAUUGGGAGUAGUUUGUUUAAGGAUGCUAUGUUGGAUUUGGGGGCUUCAAUUAACGUGAUUCUAAUAUCAGUUUUUCAGACUUUAGGGAUUGGACCAUUAUUACCUACAGGGGUUGUGAUUCAGUUGGCAGACCGCAGUCAGACUCACCCAGCUGGAGUUAUUGAAGAUGUAUUGGUUAAGGUGAGGGAACUUAUAUUCUUUCCUGCAGAUUUUUAUAUCCUUGAUAUGGAGGGAGACUAUCUGGCCAGUAGGUCCCCACUCAUUUUAGGACGCCCAUUUUUGAAGACAACAAGGACUAAGAUUGAUGUUCAUGCGGGCACACUUUCUAUGGAGAUAGGAGAUACAGUGGUCCAGUUCAGUAUUUUUAACGCUAUGAAGCAUCCUAGAGAAGAUCAUUCUAUUCUUAGCCUAGAUAUUUCAGAGGAGCCGAAUAGUAUGGAUUUCUUUUCAGGUUGUGAUUCAGAUUUCGUAGUGGAUGAUCAGAGUGAUGUAUUAUCUUCGGUUUUGGAGGGUAUUUCAGCCGUGGGAGUGGAUGAUGAAUCUUGUGGAUUAUUUCCAAGUGAGCGAGAUGAAUUAUGCGUAGGGGAUUGCUUAGGAGAAGCUCUAUCCCUAGGAUCGCCCAGAGAAGAGGAAUUAUGCGUAGGGGAUUGCUUAGGAGAAGCUCUAUCCCUAGGAUCACCUUCAGUUGACCAGACUAAGGAUGAAUUGAAGCCAUUGCCUCCACAUUUAAAGUAUGCUUAUUUGGGAGAGAAUCAACAGUUACUUGUCAUCAUAGCUCAAAAUUUAGAACCAGAUCAAGAAAGAAGAUUAUUGGAGAUUUUGAGGCAACAUAGGAGAGCUAUUGGAUGGACAUUCACUAUGUGA
Zingiber officinale is the source of this 1032-nucleotide messenger RNA. RefSeq lists its product as uncharacterized. The transcript has a single exon. Lineage: Eukaryota; Viridiplantae; Streptophyta; Magnoliopsida; Zingiberales; Zingiberaceae. The record is from RefSeq and is a predicted model, not a curated record. The coding region runs from base 1 to 1032 and encodes 343 amino acids.